Messenger RNA from Acanthocheilonema viteae, 534 nucleotides. The record is from the annotation of a GenBank genome assembly. NCBI's taxonomy places the organism in Eukaryota, Metazoa, Nematoda, Chromadorea, Rhabditida, Onchocercidae.
AUGGAUGAUAUAUGGAUGAUGCAAAAUGAUUCAAAUUCCAAUAAAAUAUUAAUGAUGCCUUCAUCACAAUCACAAACAUCAUCUCAAUCGGAUUCACAUUGGAAUAUGUAUUCCAUAUUAAAUCCUGGACAAAUUUCUGGAAAUUUUGGGCGUCUUUCCGGAAUUACAACUGGUUCGUCAUAUUCACAGCAAAUAAUUGCUGCUCCUACAUCUGCAUCAUUAUCAACAUCAUCAACAUCAUCAUUAUUAUCAUCUCAUCAUCAUCAUCAUCAUCAUCAACAACAACAACAUCCAAAUAUUCAUUCAUCAUUGAUCACAAAGCGUUCCGAUUCGACAACAUCCAUUAAUGAUACGAUCAACACGACAACUUCUACUGGUGCUACGACUGCAACAAUUGCUACUGCUAUUAAGAAUAUGGUAAAAAUAGAAACUAAAACAAUCGAUACAACAAUUCUUGGAAAUUCCGUAAAGCCAAAAAAGCAAUUAUUUUUGGAUAUAUUUCUCGAUGAAGUUGUGCAAAAAAAUUUAUUUUAA